This is a messenger RNA of Folsomia candida, 2705 nucleotides long. RefSeq names its product protein kinase C (gene Pkc98E). Gene Ontology annotation, molecular function: ATP binding; diacylglycerol-dependent serine/threonine kinase activity. Gene Ontology annotation, biological process: protein phosphorylation. The transcript has 11 exons. Lineage: Eukaryota; Metazoa; Arthropoda; Collembola; Entomobryomorpha; Isotomidae. The coding region runs from base 119 to 2554 and encodes 811 amino acids. The record is from RefSeq and is a predicted model, not a curated record.
CCAGUCUCACACCGCCCCACACCACACCCCACACACACCACAGCACCAACACUCUCAGUCACUCAUUUCACUCUCCACUAAAUUCAUCCCCCAAUUGUAAAAAAAAAAAAAUGCAAAAAUGUUCUCAGGAAACUUGAAACUGCGGAUAAUCGAGGCGGUGGAGUUAAAACCGACGGCGUUCCAGGGCCGGCUCUCGACCACUUUCUCAGAGAACAUCUCCAUCGACCCCUACGUUUCCAUUGAUCUCGAUGAAGUUACCAUUCACAGAACCACCCCCCGUGUGAAAACCUACAACCCGAAAUGGGACGAGUCCUUCGUGACCAUGGCAACCAACCUGUCCUCCAUCGGUCUCACCGUGUUCCACGACGCGGCCAUCCCACCCGACGAUUUUAUCGCCAAUUCCACUAUACUAAUAGAGGAUUUGCUAGAAAAACUCGAAGCGACGCCAGCGCCCUUAUCCGAUGCGCUAUCCGCGGAGAGCGCUUCGAGCGCCUCCGUCGCGCUGGGCGCUUCUUCAUCAGAAAAGAAAUCCUACGACAUUUGGGUGGAUCUCGAACCCCACGGGCGAUUGCACAUCGCGAUGGAUUUCAACUACGAGGAAGAGGAGGAGCACGAGGAGGCCAAUUCCGAAUCCAUAGUGAAAAGUGGGGGUGGUCAACAAGGGGGGGAGUCCGAUGGGGGGAAGGAGUUUAAGGAAAGGGGGGGUGGUUUCAACCGGAGGAGGGGGGCCAUGCGGAGGAGGGUCCAUCAAGUCAACGGGCACAAGUUCAUGGCCACGUAUCUACGGCAACCCACGUUUUGUAGUCACUGCAAGGAGUUUAUUUGGGGUCUGGGGAAGCAAGGCUACCAGUGUCAAGUCUGCACGUGCGUGGUGCACAAGCGCUGCCAUGGCCUCGUCGUCACCAAGUGUCCGGGGAUGGCCAUGGGGGGCGCCGUGGGGGGCGAGGAGCUCGAGGCGGUCGGGGGGCAGCGCUUCUCGGUGAACCUCCCCCAUCGCUUUUCCAUCCACACCUACAAGCGCCCCACGUUCUGCGAGCACUGCGGGUCGCUCAUUUUCGGGGUCAUCCGGCAGGGCCUCCAAUGCGAAGCGUGCGGGAUGAACGUGCACAAGCGCUGUCAAAAAAACGUCGCGAACAACUGCGGCAUAAACACGAAGCAGCUCGCGGAAAUCCUCUCCGCGAUCGGAAUCAGCACACAAAAUCUCAGCGUCGCGAGUUCCCAGGCGCAGAGGAAAAAGAAGGUCUCCAUAAGUGAAACGCGGCCGUGCUCCUCCUCCACGUCCUCUUCGAUGAUUUCUAACGUUUCCACGGGGACGAUGGAGAGCACGUUCAGCGCGAAAGAAGCCGAGCACACGCAGGAGAUCCGCAUGAGGAUUGAGGCGCAAAAAGCGAUGGAGGCGCGGAUGAAGGAUAAGCUACCCGUGGACUCGAAACCGGUCGCUGUAGCGACUGCGGCCGUUGCCAAGGAGACCAAAAAAGAAAUCUCCACCCGUCGAAAAAUAGGGCUGGAGGACUUUAAUUUUAUAAAAGUGCUGGGGAAGGGCUCCUUCGGGAAAGUCAUGCUCGGGGAGUUGAAGGGCACCGAGGAGGUCUACGCCGUCAAGGUCCUAAAAAAAGACGUGAUUCUCCAAGACGACGACGUGGACUGCACGAUGACGGAGAAGCGGAUUCUCGCCCUCGCCGCGUCGCACCCCUUCCUCACCGCGCUCCACUCCUGCUUUCAAACCAAGGACCGCCUCUUCUUCGUGAUGGAGUACGUGAACGGCGGCGACCUAAUGUUCCAAAUCCAGCGCGCGCGUAAAUUUGACGAGCCGCGGGCGCGCUUUUACGCGGCUGAAGUGACCCUCGCGCUGCAAUUCCUCCACCGCCACGCGGUCAUCUAUCGAGAUUUGAAACUGGAUAAUAUUCUCCUAGACCAAGAGGGACACUGCAAAUUAGCGGAUUUCGGGAUGUGCAAAGAGUUUGGGAUUUGCACCAGUGGGGAAAAUGCUACGGGGGACAACACCACGUCGACUUUUUGUGGGACGCCGGAUUAUAUCGCACCGGAGAUCCUCCAAGAGCAAGACUACAACUCCUCGGUGGACUGGUGGGCCCUGGGGGUUCUAAUGUACGAGAUGAUGGCGGGGCAGCCCCCUUUUGAAGCAGAUAACGAGGAAGACCUAUUCCAAUCCAUUCUCCAUGACGACGUGCUCUACCCGGUCUGGUUGUCACGUGACGCCGUGUCGAUUCUAAAGGGCUUCAUGACUAAGAAUCCGACGCGGCGGUUGGGGUGCGUGGGGGCGAACGGGGGGGAGGCCGCGAUUAGGUCACAUGCUUUUUUUAAGGAGAUUCACUGGGAGGCGCUGGAAAUGCGGAGGGUGAAACCCCCUUUUAGGCCGAAGAUUAAAUCCAAAAAGGACGCCCUGAAUUUCGACGCCGAGUUCACCAAGGAAGAGCCGGUGCUGACCCCGCUGAUGGCGGAGGUGGUGAAAUCCAUCAGCCAGGAGGAGUUCAAGGGCUUCACCUUCGUCAACCCAGACUUCGAUCCGAUGAGAUUUUCUCAUGAGAAAAAAUGAAUACUCAAUUGUUUUCUAGUCUUUUUUUUACGUUGUUGCCAUGGAAACGCGCACAUGUUUUUCGUGGAGUGGAGAUGGUGGAGUUUAUUUAUUGUGCUUUUGUCAUGGGAGGAGAGGAGGAGGGGUUAAUAAAAAAUUUGUUGAAAAAUUG